UAAAAACUUCUCCCGAGUGACCUGGGCGGAGGAAGUCAACUCCGUUUGCGUCAUUUUCCAGAUACUUCCGGACCACAUCCGCACCUCGUACACUGAUGAGGGACACUCCGGCGAAUUCAAUUCCUCGCAGGGCGUACUUUUGAACUUCGGCGACCGCGCCUUGUUCGCAGAAUCAACAAAAUCUCGCAAAUGAAGGCGUGACAUUGACAUCACUCCUGUCAACCACGGAACUUCGGUCCUUAUUUGCAUACUGCGAUUAUGCAAUGUGAACCUAAAUAACUUUAAAUUAAUCUAUUCAACCUGAAUCUCAUUGUGAUGCCUUAAAUAGAAGACACGAAUCUCUGGAAGAUCAUCUGCUGAAGAAUCGUCGCUUGGAAUUUGUUUUUUGCAAAAAUGAUCAUUUUUAGAAACAGAAGACUUUUGAUGCAAACCUGCUUUUACCUGGCAGGUGUGGGUUGCAUUUUGUACCUCUACAAGUCUCACGCCUCCAGCAAUAGCCGGAAUAUUGCCCACAGCUUCAACGUAAACACUCUUCACUCUAAAACAAAAUACUCGGAACUUUGUUUCGAGGGUGGGUUGAAACCCUCGAUCGAAUAUCUGGAACAGAAUCUGCAAUCUUGGUCACAGGCCAUCGACCGAAAAUGCCAAAUCUUGUAUGGCAAAUAUCAGGACAUGUACUCGGUCAAUGUGCGGAGAGGCGCCCUUCACCUGCCUGUCAAAUUCAAGGACAAAGUUCUCAAUUGGAUGGGAAGCGAUCCGCAACUCCUUUCUAAGGUCUACAAUCAAACUGUUUACCAUGUGAGGAACAUCUACAGUUUGGAGCACACAGUUUACAAUCCACUGAGGGCCAAGAGACCUUCGUCAGGGUCUUCGUCUGGCUCCAACCCCAGGGAUUACGUCAACAAGCUGGCCAUGUCCACUAAUACCACUUGUGAUUUCUGCAAUUUCAAAGAAAUGACUGCCGAAGACGUCUUUGAUAGAAUUGAGGGGAAGCAUUCAGUCAGUGCGGCAAACGCAUUCAAGCUGGACAAAUGGCACGGACUAAUUCUCACCAAGAAACACAACCCUCUAGACUUGCACCUGGAGGACGUUCUUGACCUUUUCAACACGUCCCUGAAGUGGUUCCACAAAGUUCACUCAAUCGAUCCAAAUGCCAAGUAUCCCAAUCUAAUAUGGGACAGUUUGCCACACGCUGGAGCCUCUCAGGUUCAUCCUCACAUCCACACAAUGAUGGAUCCUCAUCAGUAUUAUGGAGCGCACCACAUUCAGCAAGAGGCUGCUCGCAAGUACCACCAGUACACAGGCAACAAGUACUGGGACGACCUCAUUCAGAUUCACCACGCUCUUGGCCUCACCGUCACUCUCAAAUCUGCAGUUGCCGUUGCACCUUUGACGUCGAAGAAAGAUCACGAGUUAUUUGUCUUGUCCGGAGACCCGUCGGUUGAUAUCUUCACCCUGCUGCACCAUGUCGUGCAGACCUAUUACCAUGACCUCUCCAUAUACUGCUUUAGUGCAGGCUUGGCACUUCCACCUGCCGAGUCUUUGACCUCUCGAAGUCCUGCUGUGAUCCGUAUCGGCACCAGAGGUGACUGCAGUAGUGUCCACAGUGACAUCAGCUCUCUUGAAUUGUAUUCUGUCAACAAUGUGAAUGUGGACCCUUAUAAAGUGGUUGGAGCCCUUCGGAAACGAGUGUCUCACUACAUUCGUAGCUCCGAAGCCAACGAAGAGCGGAAGAUGGUAGUUUGGCCAUGAUUUUAAGAUCCCGAGGCCUUGCUUUUAUGCCUAGUCAUUUCAAACCCAUUUUUAAUAAAUUUAAAAUUUCACAGUCCCA
Molecule: messenger RNA, 1831 nt
Organism: Neocloeon triangulifer
Lineage: Eukaryota; Metazoa; Arthropoda; Insecta; Ephemeroptera; Baetidae
Exons: 7
Coding region: 394-1752 (452 amino acids)
Source: RefSeq, a predicted model, not a curated record